Caenorhabditis remanei is the source of this 852-nucleotide messenger RNA. RefSeq lists its product as uncharacterized. The coding region runs from base 1 to 852 and encodes 283 amino acids. The record is from RefSeq and is a predicted model, not a curated record. NCBI's taxonomy places the organism in Eukaryota, Metazoa, Nematoda, Chromadorea, Rhabditida, Rhabditidae. Gene Ontology annotation, molecular function: oxidoreductase activity. The transcript is spliced from 7 exons.
AUGACCGUAAAACUGAACACCGGUUAUGAGUGUCCAUUAGUCGGUCUUGGAACAUAUAAAAUCGUUGGAGACGAGGUUCUUCCUGUUCUCGAUGCAGCUCUGACAGCAGGUUACCGUCUUUUCGACACUGCCAAGGUCUACAAUAACGAAAAAGAAAUCGGAAAUGCAUUCGAAUUACUUCUCCCAAAACAUCAUCUCAAACGAGAAGAUAUCUUCAUUACGACAAAACUCCAUCCAAACACUGAAGAAAAUGUCAAAAAAUUGGUGAAUGAGUCUCUUGAAAAUCUGAAAACGAACUAUAUCGAUAUGUAUCUAAUUCACUAUCCAAAAUCAUUCGAUUACUCUGAUGAGGAUCCUACCAACAAAAUUCUUCGAAUUGCCACGUGGAAUGCACUUUGUGAAAGUAAAGAUGAGGGAAAAAUCAGAUCAGUGGGAGUCUCCAGUUACGAAAUUCGUCAUCUAGAAGAGCUUCGAGAGCUCGGGAAGAACUGCCCACCAUGUUGCAAUCAAGUCGAAUAUCAUCCGCACUUCUGCAGAGUCGAAUUGAAAAAUUAUUGCUCUUCGAACAACAUUUUCUUCCAGGCGUUUUCUUCACUGGCGAGACACAAUGAGGGAUUACUUUCGUCAGCAAUUAUCACGGAGUUGACUGAAAAGUACGAUGUUCCAAAGACUACGAUUCUCCUUUCCUGGGCCACCAGUCAACGUGUUGGUGUAAUCCCCAAAUCUACAAAUCCAUCCCGACUUUCACAGAACUUGAAAACAGUUCAGUUGGAAGAGAAGGAAGUGUUAAAGAUUUCCGAGUUGAAUUUGAAUCAGCACUACGUUCGAACCACGGGAUGGCUUGUCUUAUAA